Messenger RNA from Zootoca vivipara (common lizard), 5391 nucleotides. Its product is annotated as flavin-containing monooxygenase 1. NCBI's taxonomy places the organism in Eukaryota, Metazoa, Chordata, Lepidosauria, Squamata, Lacertidae. Gene Ontology annotation, molecular function: flavin adenine dinucleotide binding; N,N-dimethylaniline monooxygenase activity; NADP binding. The record is from RefSeq and is a predicted model, not a curated record.
AGCCCAAGAAAGUAAAAUCUCUCACUGUCUCCAUUUCUUCCCCUUCUAUUUGCCAGGAGGUGAUGGGACCAGUGGCCAUGAUCUUGGUUUUUUUGAUGUUGAGCUUCAGACCAUAUUUUGCACUCUCCUCUUUCACCCUCAUUAAAAGGUUCUUUAAUUGACUGCAGAAUCUAAGCACUUAUUGCUACCGUUUAGCUCACUUUAUCAACAACAGAGCAGACCGUUUUUGCCAUCCAAACCUGACAUUUAAAUGCGCAUGCAUUCCAAAGAUGUGUCUACUUCUAACACCACAGAAGCAGCAUCAGGACUGAAGCAAAGGGGAGCCAAAAAGAGAACUAGCAUGGUAUAAUGAAUGAAUGACAAGUUUACACUCAGGACACUCGCAAAUUUAAUUUCAGGCUAUGAAAACUCCUAAUUCAGGCAGUGACUCAUAACCUGCAUAACAGGGUUGUUUAAGUUAUCCCCCUGGAAUAGAUGUGAAGGAAUGUUAAGCUGGGUGCACAUCAAAAGGUUUAUGUUCUUCCUUCCGAUGCCACUUCCGCUCCUUAAAGAAUCUAGUAGAUGAGCAGACACUGUAAAUCUUUAAUUAAAGGACAGGCGGGUCUGGUUCAACAAGGGCAGGCAUUAGCACUGGUUGGAAAAAAACAAGUACCAUUGGCUUAAACGGUGGCUGCUGGCCUGGUCCUUCUGAAAUCAGGUGGCACUCUGCCCGUGACAACAGGAUUACACUGAACGCAUGCUCAGUUUAGACUAUUGACAUAGCGUGAUGUGGACUGUAACAUUUAAAUGAUGACUCUGAGAACUUGAAAAGAUAGUUAAGAGAGAGCCAACUGGUUUGCCAUAUCCUCCUUGUCCUCCCCCACCCUGGGGAAACCCAUAGCAAAGACUUCUGGAAGUGUGCUGUAACUGUUUAACCAGGUAAGUCAUGGGAAGAAGAGUGGGUUGUACUGAGCUCACAGUUGUGAGUUGUGCUGUUGCUGGGGCAGAAGGUCAGCUCGGCUCUGAAUAAGACCUCCAUCGUGAUCUGAUUUGUGGAGACCAUGGCCAAGAAAGUAGCGAUUGUUGGGGCAGGAGUGAGUGGACUGACCUCCAUCAAAUGUUGCCUGGAUGAGGGGCUGCAGCCCACCUGCUUCGAAAGGAGCGAUGACAUUGGGGGUGUGUGGCGAUUCACGGAGGAUGUCGAGGAAGGAAGAGCCAGCCUCUACAGAUCAGUCGUCAGUAACACAUGUAAAGAGAUGUCAGCUUUUGCUGACUUCCCAUACCCAGAAGAUUUUCCCGUCUUUUUACCACACGCCAAGCUCCUGGAAUAUCUUAGGAUGUAUACAAAACAUUUUGAUCUUCGGAGGCACAUUCAGUUCAAGAGUACCGUGAUCAGCGUAAGGAAGUGCCCCGACUUCUCUGCCACCGGCCAGUGGGAUGUUGUCACAGAGACUGAUGGGAAACAGAACUCCGCCAUCUUUGAUGCUGUCAUGGUUUGCAUUGGUUAUCUCGCCGAUCCCUCAGUGCCUCUCAAGUCUUUCCCUGGUCUAGACAAGUUCAAGGGGCAGUAUUUCCACAGCCGCUACUACAAAAGCCCAGAGGUCUUCAAGGAUAAGAGAGUCCUUGUGAUUGGCAUGGGGAAUUCUGGGACCGACAUCGCCGUGGAAGCAACUCGGACAGCAAAAAAGGUGACGCUCAGCACAGAAAGAGGUGCUUGGGUGAUAAGCCGUGUCUUUGACAAUGGCUACCCAUGGGACAUGGUGUUUCUAACUCGUUUUAUGAACAUUGUUCGAAACAUCCUUCCCGGGCGCUUCACGGGAUGGUUGAUUGAGAGCCGAGUGAGCCGGUGGUUUAACCACGCGAACUAUGGCUUAAUUCCAAAGGACAGGAGGGUGAUGAGAGAACCCUUGUUGAAUGACGAGCUCCCAUCUUGCAUCAUCACCGGGAAGCUCUCUGUUAGGCCCGAGGUGAAGGAGUUCAGGGAAAACGCCGUCGUGUUUGUGAAUGCUCCUGGGGCAGAAGAAGUGGACGUCGUCGUCUUCGCCACAGGAUACAAAGCUUCUUUCCCUUUCAUUGACGAGUCGAUUGUCAAGGUGGAAAACCAGCAGGCUUCCUUGUACAAAUACAUCUUCCCCCCUCGGCUGGAGAAACCGACCCUCGCCUUCAUCGGCUUCCUUAGGCCGCUUGGGGCGGUGAUGCCUGUUGUGGAAACUCAAGCGCGCUGGGUCACACGCAUCUUUAAUGGCUUGUGUAAGUUGCCUCCAGUGACCGAAAUGAUGGAGGAGGUCAACGAAAAGAAGAAAAACAAGCUCAACUGGUUUGGCUUGUCCUUUGACGAGGUUUUGAAAACAGAUUGCCUUGUAUACAUGGACCAACUUGCUUCCUACAUUGGCAUAAAACCGAGUGUGCCAGCCCUCCUUCUCCAAGAUCCAGAACUGGCCCUGAAGAUCUUCUUCGGUCCCUGCUCCGCCUACCAAUUCCGCCUGACUGGACCGGGGAAGUGGGACGGAGCCAGAAAAGCCAUCAUGACUCAGUGGGAGCGGACAGUGAAGCCCACAAGAAUUCGAGUGGUGGAAGACUCUGGAAAUUUCCUCACAUACCUGCUGAAAGUCCUUGCUCUCUUUGCUAUUUUUGUCGGGAUUUUCUUCAGCUUCAAUUAGUUCUGCCAGCUCUACAGCAUUAUUACCUGUAUCUUUCCAGAUGCAAAUGUUCUGCCUACAUGAUACUUCACCUUGCAGAAGGAAGAAAAGAAAGAAGGGCCUUUUCUUAAGUACAUACUCAAAUCUAAAUGUGGACAAUUUGACAUUUUUUAUACCUGAGGGUUAAAAAAAUAUAUAUAAAAUUAAAAUGGAAGCACAAAUCUUUUGACACCUGAACAUGAAAAUGUGCUCUUGUUGGUGCACUAUUUGCACGCUGCUGUGUGCAAUGCACAAAGAAAUUGGCUCUACAUGCUUGGCUAUUAUAAAUGCACAGAAUUAUUAUCAUUUGGACAUUCAUUUACUCAGUGAGACAUAGUGCUCUUUAUCAAAGUUAUGCUGCUCCUUACAUUGAGGGUAUAAGUAGAUCCCUACUAGAGGAUGUCAAAAGUCCAUUUAGUCCAGAAUCUGGUUUUCAACAGUGCCUCAGACGCCUCUGGAAAGCCCACACUCAGGUCCCAGAGGUAGAAACCCUCCCUGUGGAUUGCUGCCUUCCCUGCAAAUGGUAUUUAUGCUGUCUCUGUGGUGAAGGUUUUCUUUAAGUAUUCUGCUUAAUAGUCCCUGGGUGCUUCCACAGAACCUGUUUAUUGAACAUUCAUUCUGAUCUAUUCGUAAGGAGAUUAGGCAUCGUUAGCUAUUUAAUGAACCUUCAUUCUGAUCCUGAAGCUGAGGCUCCAGUACUUUGGCCACCUGAUGAGAAGAGAAGACUCCCUGGAAAAGACCCUGAUGUUGGGAAAGAUUGAGGGCACUAGGAGAAGGGGACGACAGAGGAUGAGAUGGUUUGACAGUGUUCUCGAAGCUACGAACAUGAGUCUGACCAAACUGCGGGAGGCAGUGCAAGACAGGAGUGCCUGGCGCACUAUGGUCCAUGGGGUCACGAAGAGUCAGGCACGACUAAACGACUAAACAACAUUCUGAUUUAUUAUUAUUAUUUUGAAGGAAGCUUAGAUGACGUUACGUCAAAGCAGAUGUCACUGCACACUUUCCAGCGCAAUUCCCGAUCACUUUCCUUAUUUGCAAAGUUUGAUCUUUUGAGGAAGCAGGUAUGUUGUGCAAGACUUCCAAAUCAACUUCCACCGUGUGACCUGAAUUUGCCAGUAUGUGAUCGAAUCCCACUUGAAAAUAGGGACAGUCUGGAAGCGCCCAUUCACAGGCCUCUCCUCCGUGAAUUUGUCUAAUCAUUUUUUAAAAGUCACCUGAAACAUCUUAGAGAGCAAGGUGCAUGAUUAUCUGAGAUUUGCACCCGAGUCCUCUUUCACCCAAACAAAAUAUCAUAGCCCUGGUGGAUUCAUAGCACUAGGGCUUGUCAAUUAUACAGCUAUGCCUUUGCAAAUUUGCUCUGUAAAAAAAGAAAGAAAAAGUAUUGACAACUUUGAAUAUCAUAAUAACAUGUUCUAUCGCAGAUAUUUCAGCUUCAGUUCAAAAUGACAGGUACAGAAUGAAAAAAAUAAUGGGGCUUAAUAUAUUACUACAUAGAAAAACCAGAUGUUAAAACAGAUUAUUUUAUUAUAUAGUCAAAAGAAUUACGCUUGUUUAAAUUAUAUUGAUAUUUCCAUCGAUCAAUAAAUGGCAAUGAAUAUAAUUCAAAGGUUUGCUUUCCUUUUCCCCUGCCUUAACUGGUCACUUCAGCAAUUUUAUGUGGUUUAUGUCUCCUUUGGGGGUAGGAACCACAGGAACGUGCCAUUUAGCAACAACUAAUUGCAUAUGUUAAGAAGUUUCAAAGCAGGACUUGCUGAUUUUAUAAAUAUGUUUAAAUUUCACAGCAAAAUAUUUUAAUGGAUUCAAUGGGGGAUAUAAUCAUCCUUAACCCUUACAGAAGCUGUUUUUUCUUUCAGCACUCAUGUUUUUUGAUAUACAGUGGUACCUCGGUUUAUGAACACAAUUGGUUCCGGAAGUCUGUUCAUAAACUGAAGCAUUCAUAAACUGAAGCGAACUUUCCCAUUGAAAGUAAUGGAAAGUGGAUUAAUCUGUUCCAGACGGUCCGCGGGGUACUUAAAUUGAAGCAUUCAUAAACUGAAGCGAACUUUCCCAUUGAAAAUAAUGGAAAGUGGAUUAAUCCGUUCCAGAUGGGUCUGUGGAGUACUUAAACUGAAGCGUUCAUAAACUGAAGCAUGGGUGUAAUUGGUUCCGGAAGUCUGUUCAUAAACUGAAGCGUUCAUAAACUGAAGCGAACUUUCCCAUUGAAAGUAAUGGAAAAUGAAUUAAUCCGUUCCAGAUGGGUCCGCGGUGUUCAUAAACCGAAAAUUCAUAAACCGAGGUGUUCAUAAACCGAGGUUCCACUGUAUAUAAAUCAAAUAUAUAUAAAUUAAAAUCACCAUCAGCCACUGGUAUAGCAGUGCCAGUUCUUUUUUUCUUUUUUUUUUAACCAAACUAUAUUCUGUUAUCCUGGAGAGAGAAAAUAAUAUAUUAAUUCUAUUAAAAAUGUUGAACAUAAUUUACAUUCCUGGAUCCAGGAAUUUAGGAGAGUUGAGCACACACCCCCACAUAACAUUAUUGUUUUCCAGGUAUUUUUUUGGAGCUGGAGGAUUCCAGGCAUUCUGAUUGCACAGCAAUUGCACAUUUAAAAAGUGUGAACUUUAUUUGCUUUGUGAAUCCAGUCCCCUUUAGUUGCAGCUAAGGGAAGAGAAAAGGGAGAAACUAUUAAUUUAGGCUGCAGCAAGGAGAUCUGUUGGGCAGGCUCAACUUAGAGAAAAAGGAGGCAUAUUUCUUUGGGGGA